AUGGAACAAUUGAGUUGUAUAAGAGAGAAAUCAAAUAAUUUUCUAUAUUCUCAUGAUUAUAAAUAUGUCAAAUUACUUAUAUUAAGUGAAGUAUUUGAUAAACAAUGGAUUAAUAAAGUUAUUCGUGUAGCAGGUAUUGUAACAAAUUUAGAUAUUUCUGAAUGUAGCUUUGUAUUACAAUAUGAACUUAAUAAACUCGUUGUAAAUAUUACAAGAGAUCUUGAGUGCUUUGGACAUGAUAUUGAUGAUGGGAAAACUGUUGAAGUUAUUGGAGAACUAAAAGAAACUAACAAUGGUGAACUAAUUCUUGAAGCUAAAAUAAUAAGAGUUACAGAAGGGAUGAAUAUACAUUAUCAUCAUAUGAGUAUAUUAUUACGAAGAAAACUCUUUAUUAAAAAUGAGAUUUAA
Molecule: messenger RNA, 408 nt
Organism: Cryptosporidium muris RN66
Lineage: Eukaryota; Apicomplexa; Conoidasida; Eucoccidiorida; Cryptosporidiidae
Exons: 2
Coding region: 1-408 (135 amino acids)
Cellular component (GO): CST complex
Molecular function (GO): single-stranded DNA binding
Source: RefSeq, a predicted model, not a curated record